AUGGAGGAACAUGAAGUCGCGAGAGCAACCGCGGAGGCAAAACAACCGGAGGAGCAGGAAGAAGAAGAGCCUGAGGCCACUCCACUUGUGAAGAAGAUUAGGAAAGCCCAUUCGGGCAAGGGAGCAAAGGCAACUCGAACACGGUCCGUUGUAGCUCCACCGCCACCAGCUCAAAUUCAACCACCACUGCAAGCUCCUGAAGCAUCUAUGCAAGAAGGGAGAACCGCCUCCGAAGACACGGAGGAGGAAGAAGGAGAAGAAGAGGAGAAAGCGGGGGAAGAGGAAGCUGGUGAAGAGGAAGGUGCUGAGGCCGUUCAAGAUGAGGAGGUGGAGAUUCUGACGCCACAGAUAAAGAGGCCGAGAGUAAAGCGGAAGCUUGACAUUUCAAAGCCUCUACUACCAGUCAAAGCCAAACCGACGACAGUCGGUAGUAAGACCAGAACAAAGGGUGAACAGAGCAAGAAGAAGAAGCCUACUGCAGUAGAGAAGGGAAAAGGCAAGGAGAUGAAGAUACCAACGGAGGUGGACGCGGAGAGAACUGAGACUAUAGAGAAUUCUAACUCCGAUGACAUCGUCGCCCCUGCAAAGCCAGUGUGA
This is a messenger RNA of Salvia miltiorrhiza (redroot sage), 597 nucleotides long. Its product is annotated as histone deacetylase HDT2-like. The record is from RefSeq and is a predicted model, not a curated record. NCBI's taxonomy places the organism in Eukaryota, Viridiplantae, Streptophyta, Magnoliopsida, Lamiales, Lamiaceae. Bases 1 to 597 code for a protein of 198 amino acids. The transcript has a single exon.